GAGCUAACUGACCGGGGGACAGCACCAUGCUAGCCGCAGAGGGACAGGUGCACCGCGGCGUCGAGCUGUGACGCGUCCCGCCUCGUCCGCUCGGGUUUCUACAUCCGGGGAACAAAGAUAAAGAAAACACGUCUUAACGGCUGUCCUUCACCCGUCACCGUCGUAUCCGUCUCUCUCCGAGCCCGCAGCCUGGAUGCGGACAUGGCGUCGGCCAAGUUAGAGUCCAGCGUCCUGCAGGAGGAGCUCACCUGCCCGGUGUGCCUGGACCUGUAUCGCGACCCCUUCUUGCUUCCUUGCGGCCACAACUUCUGCAAGACCUGCCUGGAUCGCCUGAAGCGGCAGGCGGAGCGCGGCCGCUUCCGCUGCCCCGAGUGCCGGGACAGCCACCGCUGUAGCACCAACUUUCAGAAGAAUUUCAAACUAGCCAAUAUUGCCGAUGACUACCGCCACAGGCGCAGAGCCACCGCUGAAGCUGCCUCAGGUUUGAAAUCCAGAGGGUUGCCGUCGUCCUCUCGGAGUGUGUGUGUAGUUCCGUGUGACUACUGCCCCUCGGUCGCAGCUGAGGCGCCAGGCGUCAGUGGUGAGGGCGACGACUCUUCUGCUGCUUCUGUUUCUCAUGAAGGUGACGGAGCCGCCGCCGCCGCCGCCGCUGCUGUGUCAAUGUUUGCGGUGAAGACGUGCCUGAAAUGUGAGGUGUCUAUGUGCCAGGAGCAUGUAAAGCCACAUCUGGAACUACCGGCGUUCUGCGAGCAUCCGCUGACAGAACCCAUAUUUGACUUCUGGAAGAGGAAGUGUCCAGCGCAUGAUGAAAUAUACAGAUACUACUGCAUGGACGACAAGUUGUGUGUGUGUAACGCCUGCACCAUAGAAGGAGAACACUCCGGACACACAAUGAAGACCCUGAAGAACACAAUGAAAGAUCUCAAGGGCACACUGGACAAGCAGCUGUACCGGGCUGAAAGGAAGUACAGCAUGGCGGAGAAGAAACUCCAGGAGCAGAGGGAGAAGGAGAGACAGAACAAGAAGUUCAUGGACGACUCUGAGCAGUGCCUGAACAGACUCAACGAGGAGAUGAAGGCCAAAGUGCUCGGCUUCGUCGCCCAACUGCGGGACUGCACGCGCACUCAGUGCGACACCAACGGGCUGGCCAUCCAGAAGAACAUCUCCAAGAUCUCGCAGGACCAGGCCCGACUCCAGGAGGCUCGCUGCGGCCUCGAAAGUCUCAUGCAGGAAAACGAUCCUUUCCGCUUCAUCGAGGCGUACAAGACGACAGGGAAACAGUGCCGUCGGCAGCUGAGAAGAAACAUGUUCUACCCAGAAUACGUUGACAUGGAGACGGAGGUUCUCGUAGCAAUGAUGGAAGAAGAAAUGAGGAAAUUCCUGGACGAUGAACUCCAGUGUAGCAUUGUUUCCGCCUUAAAUUCCAUGUGUCAUCUUACAGAUCUGGAGGAGGAGGAGGAGCAGGAGGAGAUUGAGGAAGAGGCCGCAGAGGAGGACGAUGAUGACGAUGACCUCAACGACAGCAGCGAGGAAGACAUGAGGAGCGAGGGCGAGGUGGAGGAAGACGAGGAGGAGGAGGAGGAGGAGGAGGAGAACGAAGAGGAAGGACCCAACCAGAGGGAGCUGGCAGAUGAUCUUUACAGUCCGGAGGAGGAGGAGGAGGAUGACGACAGUGAUGAGGAAGGAGAGGAUAGAGAAUGGGAGGAGGGGGAGGAGGAGGAGGAGGAGAGAGUGGUUUAACCGAGGAUGUGAUUUGUUUACAUAUAUUUUUACACCUUUUGAAGCACUUUGAAUUUGACACUCGGCUUCGGGUGAGUGCAGCAGAUGUUCCGACAUCUGUUUGAGUGUCGCACACACACACGUCCUCUCUUUGAAUGUCCCACUGACAGAACAGCUGCCACACUUUGCCUCAAACCUUCCACAGCAAGCUGAGAUCUACCGGAGGAGGGCGGCGCUGCGAUUCAGACGGAUUCAGAACCAACCGGGAGCGAAUCUCGUGUCCGACCUGUGCUGCAAACCGACGACAACUUAAAGGAGACACGUGAUGCUCUGUCAGUGUGUAACCUGGAUAUGAGCAGAAUAAGUCUCCUUUUAAUAAAGUGUUUUUACAUCAGCAGAUAUUUACACAUACAGAUGAAUGUAUAUUAACAGAAUGUGAUUUAAGACUGAAUUUAGAAAACAAGUAUUUUAUUUCUUGCUAGAACAACUGAUUUUAUUAAUUUCCAGUCCUCGAUGCACAAAUAUCUGAAUUCCUUGGGUUUGCCAGUUUUCCGUCACCGUAGAAAGCCUUUUCGAUCAGAAUCCUCGUAAACGGCUCAAAGAUUUGACCCUAAAAAGAUAUUUGAAGUUGAUCCAACGUGUGCUGAUUGAGUCCUGUGCGAGUACGGAUUGUGGGGAUCGCUUCGUCCACGUCAGACUUGAACAUUGCAAGACCAAAGAGUGAAGAUGUACUUUUAAUAAAUGUGUUUGCUUGGCAUGACGUAAAUCUAAGUUACAGUUAACGUUGGCUCCAGGAUGAGUUUGCUUUUCAUGAUUCAUUGUGCUUUAAAAACAGGUGAUGCAUCGUUCAAGAUAUUGUUAAUUAUUCCUAUGCACUCUUCAUAUAUUAUUCCUACAAUAUCAGUUUCAGGUGAUGUGGAAUUUUGCACUUUAUUACAAAAAAAACCUGCUUUGUUGGGCCUGAAACUUUUGAAUGUGAGAAGCUGACUUUUAUUUUGAUAUGAGUGAUUUUGUGAGCGGCCAAACAAAAACCAUUCAUAUAUAAAAAUGAAGCCUGCUGAAAACUG
Messenger RNA from Hippoglossus stenolepis (Pacific halibut), 2786 nucleotides. RefSeq lists its product as uncharacterized. The transcript is spliced from 8 exons. NCBI's taxonomy places the organism in Eukaryota, Metazoa, Chordata, Actinopteri, Pleuronectiformes, Pleuronectidae. The record is from RefSeq and is a predicted model, not a curated record. Gene Ontology annotation, molecular function: zinc ion binding. The coding region runs from base 202 to 1740 and encodes 512 amino acids.